GUAAAACUACAUCACAAACAGGAAGUCAGCAGUCAGCGGAUGCACAGUGCUGCCGGGGAGCUUUCGGGGGUCGGAGCCGAGGAGCCAGGGUCUUGGCUCGGUCUCUUUUCUUCAUCUUUCUCACACUAUAGUCAGCAUCCAGUGAUAUUUUUAUCCAAUUUAGCCUUGAUAAGGACUGACUUGAAGACCACUUGCAGGACCCUCGGUUCUCUCUCACUCCUCUACAAUCUUCUCCCCGCCCUGGAGCUGCUCCUGUCACAGACCCUGGACUCCAUCCUGAGACCAUGUACAGCUUGAGCCAUUUGUCUGUCCCAGCGAGAUCACAGCCAGCCGUGAGGGGCUAUCUGGUCUUCGUCUUCAUGAGUGCCGCUGGUGUCGCACUAGAACAAUCUGACACGAAGAUGAAAGUAUCAGAGGAGAAAUCCCUGAAGCCCAUUCCUUACCUGGCCUACUUGCAGGCCAGUCCAGAACCUUGUAUGGGGUCGCUCAUUCGCCCAGAGUGGAUCUUGACAGCUGCUCACUGUUCUUUACCUAAGGAAAUUCGACUGGGAGUUAACCAGCCUAGCGUCAAAAACAAGAAAGAGCAGCUGCGGAAUUACUCAUUGACUGUGACACACCCUGAUUUUGAUAAAAAGACCCUGAAAAAUGACCUCAUGCUGAUAAAACUCUCCAGGGAUGCUGGUGUCAACGAACACUAUGUGGGAACUAUAGCCCUAGCCGUGGAACCUGUAUCCUUCAAUGACUCUUGCUUUAUUCCAACCUGGACCUGGAAGGACUAUAAAAAUCACACUGACCCUGAUAUCCUGACAUGGACAAACCAACAUGCUCUUCCCUUCCGUGACUGCCUGGAUAUACUUAUGAAACAAGAACAAAGAACCUCAGUGAACAUCAUGUGUGUAGGACAAUCUCGAAUUGUCCUAUCUAAAAUGAAGGAAGUUUCAGCGACUCCAGCCAUCUGCAGUGGGAGAGUGCACGGAAUCUUGGCCUGGACCAAUGGAGCUGUCACCCUGGGAAGUGAAGGAUUCUUCACAGAGGUUCAUCCUUAUGCAAGAUGGAUUAUGGAAAUCAUGAACACCCACUGAGACGCCCCCCAAUAUAAUAUCUGCAUAAUUUCUAUGCUGGAUCCACACUUCUCUUCGUCUUAUUAUUCCUGAGCAAAAUCCAAAGUGAAA
Molecule: messenger RNA, 1172 nt
Organism: Octodon degus (degu)
Lineage: Eukaryota; Metazoa; Chordata; Mammalia; Rodentia; Octodontidae
Product: serine protease 58-like
Exons: 5
Coding region: 285-1082 (265 amino acids)
Biological process (GO): proteolysis
Molecular function (GO): serine-type endopeptidase activity
Source: RefSeq, a predicted model, not a curated record